GCCGUCUGCACACGAAAAUCGUCGGCGCGAGCAUGAGUCGGGUCAAAGCCAAGCCCAGGCCCAUGGAGACGGCGCCGCCAGAGACCAUAGACGCGCCUACGCCCGUGAGGCCGGCGAGGAGAUCGAUCGUCGCAUGGGCCCUCGGUGCCAUGAGCCUCGCUCUGCUCACGCUGGCAUGGCUGCUGCUCGUCCACGUCGACGACGUCGACGAUGGCUACUACCCGAGCCAGCGCUACGGCAACAUUGGCAACAGCCACUUGCCGACGAGCGCGCCGUACAUGGGCUACGGGCCCAUUGACGUUGUCUACACGUGGGUCAAUGGCACGGACCCGCGCUGGAAGCAGGAGAAGACGUAUUGGCACCGUCGCUGGAACGCCGAGAUCCACGGCGACUUUUUCAACGAGACCGACACGGCGGCAGUUUCCGAUACAUCCGCGGCUGCGUCCGAGAACCGGUUCCGCGACAACGAAGAGCUGCGCUACUCGCUGCGGUCGAUCGAAAAGUACGCACCGUGGGUGCGCCACGUGUACCUCGUGACCGACGGCCAAGUCCCGAGCUGGCUCAACCUCGAGAGCCCGCGGCUCACUGUCGUGCCCCACCGCGCAAUGUUUGCCAACACGUCGCACCUGCCCGUGUUUUCGUCGCCGGCGAUUGAAGCCAACCUCGACACGAUUCCUGGUCUCUCGGAUCAUUUUUUGUACUUUAACGACGACGUCUUCCUCGGCGCGCCCGUGACGCCCGAGGACUUUAUGAGUCCGUCCGGCGUCCAGAACAUCUACCUCUCGUGGGAAGUCCCCGAGUGCGCGCAGCACUGCGGCGAGCCCCUCCUCGGCAACGGCGUCUGCGACAGCGCCUGCAACGUCACGGCGUGCGGCUUUGACAUGGGCGACUGCGGCUGCACCGAGACCUUUCGCCCUGACGAUCCGCUGCAGCUUCCGCACGUCGAGUGUGCAGCGUCGGCCACGCCCGAGACGCCGGCACCCGAGACGCCGCCAUCGACGCCUCUUGCCUCAACGCUCGCGUCGCACCUCUGCACCGACGGCUGCACGUAUUCGUGGAUCGGCGACGGAGUUUGCGACCUCCGCUGCAACGUCACAGAGUGCGCCUACGACGGCGGCGACUGCGGCGUCGGCCUCUUCUCGCGCCUCCCGUCAACGGCGGUGCCGGCCAAUGCGACGUCGCUUACGCUCGCAGUGGCCGAUACCGCGCCCGUGCUCGUGGUCAAUAUCUCGGAGAUCUUUGAGUUUGUUGACACUGCGACGCUCGAGAACGACGCGCUGGUGCGCCACGCGACUCUGCUCGAGGCCAACAUGAGCCUCGUUCUUGUACUUGCGCGACCCGACUCGAGCGGCAGUGUGACCAACGCGACCGACAUUGUCCUCCGCGGCGCCCCGCUCGGCGACGAAGACGGCAGCGCCAACUUGACGCUGCACCUCGUACGUGGCCAACAUGGCAUGCGCCAGGGUCGGUACACGCCGCAGCCCGCGAAUGACUUGGACUUGAGCGAUCUGCGUUUGCAGCAGCAUGCGUCGCAAGAUGGUCGUAUCGACCUCGAGAUGCGCCUGCCGUUCUUUGCCGUGCCCGACUGGAGCGAGCAGGUGCUUCUCACGUCCAACUGGGUCGCCCACGAAGCGACACAGCACACGAUGAGCUUCCACGCGACAUGUCCUGUCAUCGCGCCGGCACCGGAGGCAGUGGUGGUCGCCGCCGACGCCGUCGACUGCGUUUUGGAAGCGCAGACGCUGCGGGUGCGCUGGUCAUGGGCCGUGCCCGACUCGACUGCCGGUGUCGUGCAUGGCAAAAUGUGUGUGUGGAACCGACCGAGUAGCAACUGCGUCGACGUGGCACUUGCAUACGGUGAUGCGCCUGUGCAGUCGCCGGCGACGACUACCGAGCCUUGGAACGGUCUCCUUGACGCGGGCGAAGAGUGUGUGCUCGUCGACUACCUUGCCCGCGCGAUCUGGCGCCGCUUGUCCGGCACGUGCGAGCCGCAGCACACCGAACCGACGAUGACGGACAGCCACGAGGCAGCGACAAGUGAUGCGGUGCCCACUGUGGACCCGUUCGUUCGCGACCAAGCGCUCCUCAUGUGUCGGCAGCUCGCCAACCGCCGGUCCAAGGCCGACGCGAUCGCCGCGACCUCGUGGUGGACACCGGUGACGGACGCGGCUCGGUUUCUCAAAGCCAAAGUCGGUCUCGCCAAUGUCGUACCGGCAAAUACGACGGCGUGGGCGUUGUCGACGCCGAACGUAGAGGACUGUGUCGACUUUUUCGCGCAAGUGGAGCCCGACGCAAUCGAAGCGUCACCGCUGCCGCCGAGAGAUGAUGACGCGGUCCGGUCGAUGGACACGUUUGGCGACUCGCUCCGGCACGUCAAUAAGCUCUACAAUCGCGUGUUUGGCAAGACGCCAACGACCGACCGCCGCCGCGUGCCGUCGCACAUGCCGCACUUUAUCCAGAAGAAAUUGCUCACGGAAAUGAAGGCGCAGUGGCCGCUGCAGUUCAACGCAACGUCGGCGCACCGCUUCCGGCACCCCAAGGACAUGCAGUUUAGCUUCUCGUACAUGUACUACGUGGUGAACCGCCAUGUACUGCACCCGCCGACGCUCGACGAGAUUUUCGCCACGUACAUUGAUCUCAACAAGGACGGCGUCAUCGAUGACCACGAAGUGCUCAGUGUCGCAUCGCUUUUGACGACCGAAGAGCACCCGUCCGAGGCCGAUGUCGACGACGUCAAGCGCUGCCUCACGCCGCCGCCGAUCGCAACGACCUUGGUGCAUGACGAGGCGCGACGCACCGGGCGCGUCACCGUCACGGAAACCCAUCAGCCGUACAAGACCCUCGAGAGCCUGAAGGCGUGCACGAAUGUGAGCGAGAGGCUGGUUGCGACCGUCCAGGCGCGGCGGCCGGUCAUGCACCGGUUCGUCUCGGAGAGCGAGGUGACGUUCCACAUGCUCAGCGACCAGUACCGCACGGCGUGGAACCAGCUCCUCAACACGCGCGCGCGGAAGACCAAGUUUGUGUGCAUCAACGACGACAUGAAGUACCCGUCCCACGCGGUGAGCGGCAUCCUCCACGACCUCUUUACGUCGCUGUGGCCGGACCGCUCGCAGUUUGAGCUCCCCUUCCACUUGACCAACAAGUAUGGACACGUGGACGAUAUCGCAGCCGGUCGCGUGUGGCAGUGGCAGCUUGCGGCCAUGACGGCACUGCUGCUCGCGGGUCUCUACGUGGCCUUUGCCUGGUACUUUCAGGACGAGACACCACCAACGACGACCGCGACGACGACCGCGACGACGACCGAGACAACGACCGAGACAACGACCGAGACAACGACCGAGUAGACGACUAGAGUUGCGUGAUUUUUAAGCAAUGGAAUCGAACCGUGCACAGUAUUGUCGAUGGAAGAG
Saprolegnia diclina VS20 is the source of this 3410-nucleotide messenger RNA. RefSeq lists its product as hypothetical. NCBI's taxonomy places the organism in Eukaryota, Oomycota, Saprolegniomycetes, Saprolegniales, Saprolegniaceae. Bases 33 to 3344 code for a protein of 1103 amino acids. Gene Ontology annotation, cellular component: Golgi apparatus. The transcript has 3 exons. The record is from RefSeq and is a predicted model, not a curated record. Gene Ontology annotation, molecular function: transferase activity, transferring phosphorus-containing groups.